This is a messenger RNA of Lobosporangium transversale, 597 nucleotides long. RefSeq names its product Dcp2, box A domain-domain-containing protein. Gene Ontology annotation, biological process: deadenylation-dependent decapping of nuclear-transcribed mRNA; nuclear-transcribed mRNA catabolic process, nonsense-mediated decay. The transcript has 3 exons. The record is from RefSeq and is a predicted model, not a curated record. Gene Ontology annotation, cellular component: P-body; cytoplasm. The annotation marks the transcript as partial. NCBI's taxonomy places the organism in Eukaryota, Fungi, Mortierellomycota, Mortierellomycetes, Mortierellales, Mortierellaceae. Gene Ontology annotation, molecular function: 5'-(N(7)-methylguanosine 5'-triphospho)-[mRNA] hydrolase activity; manganese ion binding; RNA binding.
GUGUAUAGUCGGUUCAUUAUCAAUGUUCCAGACGAAGAAUUAGCCUCAGUAGAACGCAUCUGUUUUCAAAUCGAGCAAGCACAUUGGUUUUAUGAAGACUUUGUACGGGAGCAGAACCCUUCUUUACCAAGUUUCAAUCUCAAGAACUUUUCAGCCAAAUUCUUUCAGCAUUGUCCAUUGUUACAUGAAUGGUCCAAUGAGCACGAGACCGCAUUCGCCAAUUUCAUGGAGUACAAGAUCAGGGUACCCGUCUGUGGCGCCAUUAUUCUGAACGAGGCAAUGGAUAAGUGUAUAUUGGUCAAGGGAUGGACUGCUCGGUCAGGAUGGGGCUUUCCAAAAGGCAAGAUCAACAAAGACGAGCUUGAUAGCUCUUGUGCAGUUCGAGAGGUUUGGGAGGAGACUGGGUUUGACCUGACAGACAAGAUUAAUGACAAUGAUUAUGUGGAGCAAACCAUCAAAGAUCAAAGGAUCCGCUUGUAUAUUGUCAAAGGAGUUCCUGAAAGCACCGUCUUUGAGCCUCAGACCAGGAAGGAGAUCAGUGUACGCUGUUUUCUAGAUUCUUCCUCUCCUCUACAUUUAGCAAAUGCAAUGUGCUAA